Messenger RNA from Pecten maximus, 2394 nucleotides. Its product is annotated as elongator complex protein 3. The transcript is spliced from 17 exons. NCBI's taxonomy places the organism in Eukaryota, Metazoa, Mollusca, Bivalvia, Pectinida, Pectinidae. The record is from RefSeq and is a predicted model, not a curated record. Gene Ontology annotation, molecular function: acyltransferase activity, transferring groups other than amino-acyl groups; iron-sulfur cluster binding. Gene Ontology annotation, biological process: tRNA wobble base 5-methoxycarbonylmethyl-2-thiouridinylation. The coding region runs from base 128 to 1783 and encodes 551 amino acids. Gene Ontology annotation, cellular component: cytoplasm; nucleus; elongator holoenzyme complex.
UCAUUUGAAGUCAAGUGCGUUAAUCGAUCAGCGUUACUUUCAAUGUACAUGUGGAUGCUGAUUGCACCAUAAACAUUGGGCUUUUAUCAUGUUUUCAUCAAACCGGUAGCAUUGAAAUUAGUCAAAAAUGGGAAAGAACAAAAACAGAACAAUCCUGCCUGGGGCAACAAGGGAGGAGCUCAUGAUUUUAACUGUAUCGGAAAUUGUGAAAGAGUUGCUUCAAGCCCAUGAGGAUGGCAAAGAUGUUAACCUAAAUAGAAUUAAGUCUAGAAUAUCCAGCAAAUAUGGAUUGUCAAGUCAGCCGAGACUGGUUGAUAUCAUCGCAGCAGUUCCCCCACAACAUAAAAAGAUACUUCUGCCUAAACUCAAGGCCAAGCCAGUAAGGACAGCCAGUGGGAUAGCUGUUGUAGCAGUCAUGUGCAAACCACACCGAUGUCCACAUAUUGCAAUGACGGGUAACAUUUGUGUGUACUGUCCUGGAGGACCAGAUUCUGACUUCGAGUACUCCACACAGUCAUACACUGGAUACGAGCCUACAUCAAUGAGAGCCAUUCGUGCCCGAUACAAUCCUUACUUACAGACACGACAUCGAGUAGAACAGCUGAUGUCACUUGGACACAGUGUGGACAAAGUGGAGUUUAUUGUGAUGGGCGGCACAUUCAUGAGUCUUCCCGAUGAUUACCGAGACUACUUCAUACGGAAUCUACACGAUGCCUUGUCUGGUCACACCAGUAGUAGUGUUGAAGAAGCGGUCAAGUACUCAGAGAAAAGCAAGUCGAAAUGUAUAGGUAUCACCAUAGAAACCCGUCCGGAUUAUUGUCUGAGGAAACACAUCAGUGACAUGUUGAAGUAUGGCUGUACACGACAGGAGAUCGGGGUGCAAAGUGUAUAUGAAGAUGUUGCCAGGGACACCAACAGAGGUCACACUGUGAAGGCUGUGUGCGAGUCCUUCAGGAUGUCAAAAGAUGCAGGGUUCAAGGUCGUCGCACACAUGAUGCCAGACUUACCCAAUGUUAGCUGGGAGAGAGACAUAGAACAGUUUAUUGUAAGUUUUUUUGAAAAUCCUGCAUUUAGAGCUGAUGGUUUAAAGAUUUAUCCUACACUAGUGAUUAGAGGGACAGGUCUGUAUGAGUUAUGGAAGACAGGCCGAUACAAGAGUUAUCCCCCCAGUGGACUUGUGGAUCUGGUUGCUAGGAUACUGGCAUUAGUCCCGCCCUGGACCAGAGUCUACAGAGUACAAAGAGAUAUUCCGAUGCCCCUGGUAAGCUCUGGUGUGGAGCAUGGUAACCUUCGGGAACUAGCACUUGCACGAAUGAAAGACCUCGGUUCCCAAUGUCGAGAUGUCCGUACACGCGAGGUUGGCAUACAGGAAAUACAUCACAAGGUCAAACCGUUUGAGGCAGAACUGAUCCGUAGAGACUAUGUGGCCAAUGGUGGAUGGGAAACAUUCCUGUCAUAUGAGGAUCCAGAACAGGAUAUUCUCAUUGGUCUGCUACGACUACGUAGAUGUGCAGCCGACACAUUCAGGGCAGAGUUGAAGGGCGGAUGUUCUAUUGUACGUGAACUGCAUGUCUAUGGUACAGCCGUACCAGUCCAUGGUAGAGACCCAACAAAGUUCCAACAUCAGGGUUUUGGUAUGUUGUUAAUGGAGGAGGCAGCACGGAUAGCUAGGGAGGAGCAUGGUUCACAGAGAAUAGCUGUUAUUUCAGGUGUGGGAACGCGGAACUACUACAGGAAGUUGGGAUAUGAACUGGAGGGUCCAUACAUGACCAAGUCCCUGUGACCUUCCUGCCACACCAGACCUUCCCCAGAUCUGAAGACACACUGCCUGUGAUGUCCUGCCAAGGGCACUGUUAUCUGGAUCUACAAACAUCUAUGAGGGAUAACAGUUUGCAACAUAUAUAGUUAUUGGGGACAAAAAAGUGGAGUAAAAAACAAGGCUUCUGUGAUUCUGACCCCAAAAUCUACGUCCGACGGUACAUACCUGUAUUGUGUAUAAUGUUGUUCUCUUUUUCUCUCGACUCUUAUCUAAGAUACCAAGGAUUAGACAAUUGUAAAUGGAAAAACCACAAUCAAUGUUCUCGAUUCUGUACAGAUUAACCAAGAACCUAGGACAUCCUACCGUGGUGUUUCCGUGUGUCCUUACAGAGGUGGUAAACAUUAUUGACAUGGACUAUCAGCUGAUGACUUAAACCAUGUUCUAAAAGAAAUGCCAGGAAAGACGGACAUUACUCUAUAAUUUAGAAAGUGUUUUAUUUCUCAUGCAGUACCAUCCUACAUGUCUUUCAUGGUGGAGUAGAUUGUGAUGUUCUCCUUCGUUAUGUACAGAGACAAUACAAAGCAUCACAGAUGACAAUAGAUUAUUAUUGUUGUAAUAAAUUAAUUUGAAAAUCA